Molecule: messenger RNA, 783 nt
Organism: Onthophagus taurus
Lineage: Eukaryota; Metazoa; Arthropoda; Insecta; Coleoptera; Scarabaeidae
Source: RefSeq, a predicted model, not a curated record
AUGUUUAUAAAACCCAUUCAAGAUUCAGAAACAGCUACAGAAGUUACUUAUGAAAUUUCUCGAAUGAUAGCAAAGCGAAGUCGCCCCUUCAAUGAUGGGGAUUUUGUAAAAGAAUGCAUAGAAAUUGCCGCUAAGAAAAUGUGUCCAGAAGCAGCAAAAAAGUUUGAGAAAAUUCAACUGAAUCGUAUGACUAUCCAAAGACGAAUUAUGUCUUUGUCAGGCAAUAUUGCGGAACAAUUAACUGAAAAAACUAAGAUCAUUGAUUUUUUUUCAUUAGCACUCGACGAAUCCACUGAUAUUAGUUCCACAGCUCAACUUCUCAUAUUCAUACGAGGUGUUACUCAAGAUUUUGAAGUCUUAGAACAGUUAUUAGGAAUGUGUCCAUUGAAAGGUCAAACCAAAGGAGUUGAUAUACUCAAUGUACUUUUGGAUGAGUGUUCAAAAACUGAUUUGGACUUAUCAAAAUUAUCGGGAGUUGCGACUGAUGGUGCUCCUUCGAUGAUUGGUGUCAAUUCCGGACUAGUUACUUUGCUGAAAAAGCAUCUGCAAGAAAAAAACAUAAACGCUGAAGAUCUCAUGCAGUUUCACUGCAUUAUACACCAAGAAACCCUCUGUUCUAAAAAAAUUGAAUUUCAAAAUGUCAUGAAAUUGCUAGUUUCGACUGUAAAUUUCAUAAAAUCACGAGGACUCAAUCACAGGCAAUUCAAACAAUUCCUUGAUGACAUCGAAAGCGAAUAUGGAGAUUUACUGUAUUAUACAGAAUUGACAUUACAAAUCAUUUGA